Messenger RNA from Tilletiopsis washingtonensis, 2315 nucleotides. Its product is annotated as WD40 repeat-like protein. The record is from RefSeq and is a predicted model, not a curated record. Gene Ontology annotation, biological process: mRNA splicing, via spliceosome. The coding region runs from base 34 to 1980 and encodes 648 amino acids. Gene Ontology annotation, molecular function: mRNA binding; protein binding. Lineage: Eukaryota; Fungi; Basidiomycota; Exobasidiomycetes; Entylomatales. Gene Ontology annotation, cellular component: catalytic step 2 spliceosome. The transcript is spliced from 8 exons.
CCACAACUCCCUCCACGCCGCUCGCUGUCUGCCAUGGAGAAGCUCGCCAGCUACGAGUCCGACUCGGACUCCGAAGUCGCUGCGCCGCCGCAGGCCGCAGCCGCACCGAAGCGGCAGGCCGCACAGAGCGCCGACGUCCAGGAUGACGACGAGCCGGACGUCGAUCCCAGCGAUGCGUUUGGUCUGGCCGCUCUCUCUGCCCCGCGGCCCGACGCAGCCUCGGCGGCAGACCGCAAGACUGCGAAGCGCCCAAGAAGAGCCGCCGCUGAUGCUGGCCCGUCGGUCUCGGCCGCCGCGCCCAGCAGCAGCAGCUCCUCGUCGCAGCAGCUCGCCGUCCGCGCCGCGCCCGAGGUGGCAGAAGAGGACGCCUCCUCAUCGCAGCUGCUCGUGCGCGCGUCUGACACGGCGAUGCACGUCAAUCUGCCCUACGCAGCGAUGACUGCGCCGCUGCUCGGGCCGCAGAACCCGUUCGCAUCGAAGCCCCUGGGCUCGCAGGCAAAUACGCUCACGGGGCACGUCGAAGCAGCAGCGCUCUCCGACUUCGACUUCCGCAACCAGCAGAGGACCUUCGCGACGCUCGGCUACGCCCGUGAUCCGUCCAAUCUUCUCAAUGCGGGCGGCGCGUCUGGGACCGGCGGCUUCGUAGGCGAUGCUGCCAAGGCCGCCUCGCUCGGCGGCGCAUCAGCGCUCGAACUGCGUGGCGGAGGCAAGGAGGGCCGGGCGACUGCCAGGUCGCUGAAGCAGAAGCGCGAAGGGCAGGACGGCAGUCUAGAGGAGGUGGGCGAUGGAGGAUACGUCGGUCCGUGGGGCGGCUGGAAGGGCGAGAAGAUCCACGUCGCAGAGGGCGUGGGCCCGACGCCUGAGGAGAUCCGGAUUGCGGAGCAGAAGAGCACAGAUCGCAAGAAGGAGGAGGAGGCGAUGGCGCUCCGGCGGAAGCAGGACGACGAGGCAGGCACGGAGAAGAGCGUCUUCCACGGCAAGUCGAUGUUCGACUACCAGGGCCGCACAUACAUGCACGUGCCGAACGAUGUCGACUCAAACCUGCACGGCGAGCCGGGCGCGCAGGCGAGCUACAUCCCGAAGACGUGCAUCCACACGUGGGCAGGGCACACGAAGGGCGUCAGCGCCGUGCGCCUCUUCCCCGGCAGCGGACACCUCAUGCUCAGUGGCAGCAUGGACACCAAGAUCAAGCUGUGGGACGUCUACCACGACGGCAAGUGCCUGCGCACGUUCAUGGGCCACAACAAGGCGGUCAAGGACGUCACCUUCAACCACGAUGGGCGGCAGUUCCUCUCUGCCUCGUACGACCGGCAAAUAAAGCUGUGGGACACCGAGACGGGCCAGUGCAUCCGCGCCUUCUCCAACGGCAAGGUCGCGAACGUGGUGCGCUUCCACCCGGAGAAGCACAACACCUUCCUUGCGGGCAUGAGCGACAAGAAGAUCACACAGUUCGAUCUCGGCACGGGCGAGGUCACGCAAGACUACGACCAGCAUCUCGGGCCCGUCAACACGAUCACGUUCGUCGACGAGAACCGGCGCUUCGUCACGACGUCCGACGACAAGACGCUCCGCGCGUGGGACUUUGGCAUCCCCGUUGUGAUCAAGUACAUCGCCGAUCCGGCAAUGCACUCGAUGCCAGCGGUCACCCUCCACCCGAACAAAAAGUGGCUCGCCUGCCAGUCGCUCGACAACACGAUCGUGGUCUACGCCGCGGACAGCUUCCGGCAGAACCGCAAAAAGGUCUUUGCCGGCCACCAGAUUGCCGGCUACGCCUGCCAGGUCAACUUCAGCCCCGACGGCCGCUACAUCUCCUCGGGCGACGGCGACGGCAACGUCGUGUUCUGGGACUGGAAGAGCGGGCGGCUCCUCAAGCGGCUGCGGGCGCACAAGGAGGUCGUCAUCAGCCACGAAUGGCUGCCGCACGAGAGCUCCAAGCUCGUGACUGGCUCGUGGGACGGCACAAUCAAGCUUUGGGACUGAACCAUACCCAGCCUGCACAAUGUGAUCAGCAUCCAGAGCUUGAACAGAGACGCGUGUGACAUUGCAGCUGAGCAGGUGACCCUGAAGGCAUCACUUGCCGCGGCCCCGGCCACGGCCACCGCGACCGCCGCGGCCGCCCCGGGCGCCGCCAGCCAGGGCAGCGCUACCGCGCCCACCGCUGGCGAACCGCACAGCCUUGCGGGCAUUGACGAGGCUCUCGUCGCCCUGGCCCUUGGCGUUGGGCUUCGAGCGGGAAGCGCUGCCGCCAAGACCGUUCAGCAUCGCCAGCUGAGCAUUCCGCUCCGAGGAUGUGUCGAUCUCGUUCGGUGCGAACU